AUGUUGCAUCGCCGUUAUACGUCCAUAGCGGAAGAACCCGAAAGUGGAGAAACCAGCUUACCAGAAGGUAAGAGAAGUGGUAGGCUCAUUUCUGUCGCUACGGUAGGGCUUAGUUUACGAAAGCCUUCUGUAUUUUAGGGCAAUAGCUAGAAAAAGUCAUCGACUGACUAACAAAGUUGUGGUCGACGGUACGCUCAAUUAACCCGUGCUUCGUUUUACGGUAUUUUCAAGCUACACAAGAACGAAAGACGUCGAGAAAAGGUUUUGAGGUCAAACCAGAGAAAAGAAUUCGGUCUCGUACAGAGGGCCGCGCUCUAACCAACUGUGCUAGUCCUACUCCGAUAAACAAACAGUAUUCAUAUCUCGGUUAAGAUACAGCUCAUGACUGUAUAGCGAUGAAUUUCUAGGAAGUGUAGGUUUAUAUUCUCGAAAGACAGGUUUCCAGGCCGAGCAGUCGGUGCUUCCCUGAGGCGCUGUGCCACUCGGGUUUCCAAACAGUUUUAAGACUUCAUAAUUAGGGGAGUUCUUCGAUGUUUGAACCUCGGAACAAGAAAAAAGGCGUGAAAACAUAAAACCCUUGACAACCCUUAAAGGGCUCUACUGAGAUCAGCAUGCAAUUCUUUACACUCUGUUUCGUACAUUUCCUAUGGUAUUAAUGUAGAGAAUUUGUUUUAAUAUCAAGACUUUUUUCAGUUGUUGCUUAUUUCUGUUUUCUCAUGACCUUUAAGUUUGAGAAGUAGUACUAUUUCAUGAAACUAUAUUCCUUACAGUAGAUAAUAAGCAAAUAACGUUUCUGAAAAAGCUGGAGAAAUGAAGGUUUCUUAUAAGCGGGUUUUACUGUACUGUGACACUGCAUACCAAUGUUUGCAAAGUGUAAAUGUUGUUAUCUAAGUGAAAAAUUGGUUUACAUUUCAAGGAAUGACAAACGCCCGUAAAUAAACUUACUUUAAUUUUUAUUUUAGUGUUUGCUUAUUAUUUUAUAUUUCAGAGAGAAAUCUCAAAGAAACAACAGACGACAAAAAUCUCAGUUUUACGACAACGCGAAACAGCGAGUCCUCCAGCCGACAAUCAGCGACAAGUGCCCGAUUGUCGACCUCGGAACUCACCGAAAACUCACUGGACGAAUCGGAAAGCGAUCGGCUUUCGUUGUCAGAGGACGAAGAUUUAUUCGCCGAAGAAGCCGAAAACAAGUCCCAAAGAAAAGACAAACGGGCGUCAAGUAAACAAAGCAACAGUUACCUACACCGAGCGUCGAAAUACGAAGAAGAGAUCUUGAAGUCAGUGAAAUUAACUCCUGAUCAAAUUCGUGAGAUAAAAGAAGCCUUCCAUGUUUUUGAUAACAAUGGCGACGGAUGUAUUACCGCCACAGAACUGAAAAAACUGGUCACCUCGCUUGGUUAUAAUAUAACAGAAGCAGAGCUUAUGGACAUGAUGAACCAAAUAGGUAAACUGAAGUAUGAAGGUUGCGCCAGCUCUCUGUCGUUAUCUUCAAAAAACGCUUUGAGUAACCUCGUUCAUAUUUUGGGGACAAAAAAAGUACAUAACAUACUGAAAUAGAUAAACUUAAGCAAUGUUUACAAUAAAACGGGAAGCUUUUCCGCCGCCACAAAAACCAGACUGGAUAGGGAUUCUGUUCACACAUAAGAACGGUGAUUUCUACGCGAUUUCUCUGACUGAGCGAAUCUGCGCUGCGCGGCUCUGUAAACUGAAGAGUCACAUAUCGGAUAGUGUUCACAGUAUACCGUAUAGCCUUUUGUGUCGUCACAAAAAGCUCUUCGGUAUAGUGUAACGGUAUAGUGUCAUGGCCUUACAAGAAAAAAGCCGAGCGAACAUGAAUGCUAACCAACACUGAACGACCAAAAUGACCAACCAUCGAAGUCAGGGGUGGGGGAGGGAAAAGACCCCCCUCUCUGUUUACCACGAGAGCUUGUUCGCAGGCGUAAUUUUCGUCCCUUAACGAGCCACGGCGCGUCUCUAUCGUUUCGUCAGAAUAUUUAACUCGGACUAAUUCGCCACCGAUUACAUUUUCCGUGUCUGUCGAUGAGAUCUGGGGACUCUUAAGUUCUGAUUUUACGUUUAAAAUAUGUUCUUGAUGUUUCGUUUUUAGAUGCAGACGGUAACGGCGCCAUUGACUUCCCAGAAUUCCUCGCAUUGAUGACAAAAAAUCUAGAAGACUGUGAUCCGGAAGACAUUUUACUGGAAUCUUUCAAGGUGUUCGACAGGGACGGCAGUGGUUUCAUAGGCGUUACUGAACUCGACCGAGUCUUCAAGCUGCUCGGUCAAGACUUCAAAGAUUACGAGAUCGAGGCCAUGAUAAAGGCCGCUGACGCCGAUGGCGACGGGCUCGUAGGUUGGGAAGACUUCACAAAAAUGAUGAACGUUUAAAUGGAUUGGACAUUGGGGGACUCUCGAGAAGUAACGCGAGAGCCUCACGCGAAAGGAAACUCGGGUGUGAGGGCGCGUUGUUUCGCGUUUCGCUUCGCUCGCCAUUACGGGAGAGCUUGCUGGCAGGCAAGAAUAUUACAACGAAAAAAACGACGUGACCUUGGAGCUUAAGUUAUUACAUACUAAUGAAGUAUUAUGGAAAAAAGUAUGAGAUACUAAACAAAAUUAAAAUAUGUCGAAUAUAUAGAACUCUUUGUACUUUCUAGCCAGCAAACUAGCCUGAAAUAUUUCGUCAGCUUGGAGGUUUAUUUAUCUCGGCAAAGUUAUCAAAACCAAUUUUUUUCAGAUUUGAAUGGAAACGACGGAACAAAUAAAAUUGCUCCCUGCGUGGAAAACGUUCAUUGGGAUUUCCUAAAAAAUCCCUUCCACUACUCCUUUCUUGGCGAAGGGGGGGGGGGGGGGGGUUGCGUUUGGCAACGAGACAAAAAGGGCUUCGCGGGAGACUAGGGUAAACGUCAUUUAAAGAAUUUUUCACAACUGACGAUUUGACUUACGUUAAGAAUAAUUCCGAGCAACUUUUGGUUGAAAAAUGGCGAAGACAAGUUUUGAACGCUUAAAACCUUUUUUUCAAACAAUGAAUCUAAAUCUAAAGCAUCUCUAGUAAGCAUCAAAUUUUAAACGCUGAAAACAACCCUUUUCUUUCGUUUUACAGCUGUGUACUAUUCUAAAAAAUUCCAACGAUAUUGGCUACGUGACCAAUUUUCAUUUAAUUAUCUUUUAUUUUGCCACCAGCUUUAACUCUUAAAAGAAACGAUUCAAUCUUCAUAAACUUGAAAACAAAAGCGAAGUAAUGAUGAAAGGCCAAAAACAGUACUUAGCCCACCUUCGGAUCCAAAUAAUUAACCUUCUUUUAAAAACCUGCAUGUAAAUCAGACGAAUUAGGUCAUCUUUUGUUGGCUUGACAAUAGAAUACGAUGUUAACAAUGUGCAUCUCGUUAAAUGCGAAACUCGUUUUGCGAAUAAGACCAGCCGUCUUCUGCACGAGCAAAAAGAAAUUCAGAUAAAGUAGAGCUUGUGCUGAGGGCGAUGUAGCACUCGCAAUAGCUGUACGUUUUUGGCGAUAGCCUUAAAAUGUCAGUAUUCAACAACCAACGACAAGCGAACAUAAGAGUGGUUUUUCGCAAAUUUGACAAAGAUUCCGACGGAUUUAUAACUGUUAAAGACCUCAUUAGCGUUUUCAGGGAACUUGGCGAGGAAGUCAGAGAAGAUGAACUGAGAGAGCACUUUCAUAACGCAGGUAGGGGACAUGGAUGUGAAAAAAAGAAUUUCGAUAAGUAUGAUCUUUUACUGCGGCGUAAAAAGAUGCAAAUGUAAGGUUAAAGAGGUAACUGGUUACUUCUCAGCAAACCUCAUUAUCGGAAUCUUCUAUCACGUUCUGAUAACUGUUAGGUCUACAAAGAAAUUUCCCAAGUUUCUGAAGUUAGACACUACUUAAAAGCUCACAGUUUAGCAAUUCCACUGACUGGCUAAGAUUAUGCUUUUGAUCCUUACAUAGUACACAACCGGGAGAGAGUAAUCCAAGACUUAACUACAUGGAGACUACUUAAUCAACCUUGUAUCAUUACUUUUAAAUAAAUCAUUUCGAUCUCUUAUUAAAUCCUCUAUCACACCCAUUUCUUGUAAUUACAAAUGUAGGAGGGUCAAAUAGGAUAAACUACAUCUCACCUACCAAUAUUAGAGCCAGUGUUGAAACUUACCCUCCCCAGCUACAUAAACUACUGUAAUUCUCUCCCCCUUCCAUCCCUGACAUUUUAUGCCCCCCCCCCGCUCGAGGUUCACGUAUUUCUAGUUAUUUUUAAAUAAAUCAUUUCGAUAUUUAGCAUUAAACUGUCAUGGUUCACAGUGAUAUGCCAUCGAGUCAACUCGUCGCUUUAACAAGCUUCCUUUUUCUCGUUUAUUUUCAGGCCUGGGACACCGACCAAACACGCUUAUAUCUUAUGAUAUUUUUCAGCAGAUAUCCAAAAAAAUCCUGCGUGAAUCGAGAAAGGAACGACGUCUUAAAAGGGUGUUUCAAGAGUUCGACGCGGAAAAGAAAGGCUACAUCGAAGGGCAUGGGAUAAGACGGGUUCUUCGAAGACUUCACAUUGAUCAUACAGAGUCAGAUAUAGACUUAAUGAUGAAAAUGGCAGAUACAAAGGGGGACGGAAGGGUAGAUUUUGAAGAAUUUCUCCAGAUUUUCAACGACUCAGAUGAUAUUUAA
Messenger RNA from Porites lobata, 4645 nucleotides. The record is from the annotation of a GenBank genome assembly. Lineage: Eukaryota; Metazoa; Cnidaria; Anthozoa; Scleractinia; Poritidae.